Racocetra persica is the source of this 211-nucleotide messenger RNA. NCBI's taxonomy places the organism in Eukaryota, Fungi, Glomeromycota, Glomeromycetes, Diversisporales, Gigasporaceae. The record is from the annotation of a GenBank genome assembly.
AUGUAUAGUGAUAAUGAUGAUAAUAAAGAUAGCAAUGGGAAUGAUAUUAAUGGGGAUAAUGGUGAUGAUGAUGAUAAUUGUAAUGAAGUUGAUGCCAAUAGGGAUAAUGGUAAUGAAGAUGAUUGUGAUGAAGACGACGUCAAUGAAGAUAAUGGUGAUGAAAAUGAUUGUAAUGAAGAUGAUGAUGAUUGUAAUAAAGAUGAUGAUGAAG